This is a messenger RNA of Drosophila rhopaloa, 942 nucleotides long. RefSeq lists its product as uncharacterized. The record is from RefSeq and is a predicted model, not a curated record. The coding region runs from base 379 to 912 and encodes 177 amino acids. NCBI's taxonomy places the organism in Eukaryota, Metazoa, Arthropoda, Insecta, Diptera, Drosophilidae. The transcript is spliced from 3 exons.
AAGACCUAAAAGCCAAUAGAUAACCUUUAAGAAGGAAUCCUUUAGUUUAGCGAACAAUCUUACACAUAAAUAGAAAUGUGGAAUCGGAGAACAUCAACCACAGAUCUCUGCAGAUAGCUCCUCUCGAAUGGAAAUGCUUUCUUAUAUGGCUGCGAGGAAGCAUUAAAAAUGCACUGAGUAUAAGAUGAUUCCCACAGCUCCCUGGCAAUGCGGAAGUCUUUGGGCUUGGAUCGGCGGCCAUUGAACCGUGUCCAGAAAUCGGGUUUUCUUGGUCUUCUUGUCCAGAGGUGGGCUCGCCUUCAGUGCGGCUAAGAACCUAAAAUCAUUCACCAAACGUCUUUGGAGCACAUCGGUCCUGUCGUUUUUCGCUUGGGAAAAAUGUGCAAGUUCACCAACCGGCUGUUCGUCUUUGCCCUGCUCAUGCUGGCAUUUGGCAAACUGCUGGCCCAACCCGUUGGUGGAAAGAUUAGGCCGGGGAAUUCGAGGAACGUGGUCAGCGACCUGCUGGAGGUCUUGUAUGAUGAUUACUCCGAAAAUGGUUUCCAGCGGGAGGACAUUCUCUACGAUCAGAGGCAGAAGGGCGCCGAAAACUUUCAACUCAAGGUGGAUGGGGUCGUCAUAGGCAUGGCCCCUCAAAUGGGUUCCAACUGGCUGUAUUCAAUGGCUGAAUACUACUUGAGUGAAAUGAUGUUGCGACAAUCUACUCCAGAACCGGAUACAAUUCAAAUGUACGAAAAGGAUUCAGGUACAGAAACGGAAUCUGGAGCCCCCGAGAACGUUACUAAAAUUCCAGAGCAGAUCAAAAAUGAUUUGGAAAGUAGACAACAUCAAAUUAUAGCUUCUCAGAACUCAAGCCGGACUCCAUCUCAACUGCUCCAGUUGCUAAAGAUGCUGAAAAGCUCAAAGGCAUAAAAUUGUAUAUUUAGAAAAUGCAGUUAGUUG